Psilocybe cubensis is the source of this 1611-nucleotide messenger RNA. RefSeq names its product putative esterase. Lineage: Eukaryota; Fungi; Basidiomycota; Agaricomycetes; Agaricales; Agrocybaceae. The record is from RefSeq and is a predicted model, not a curated record. The transcript has 10 exons. Bases 1 to 1611 code for a protein of 536 amino acids.
AUGUCUGGAGCACCACAUCUGCACGACGAGCUGGCGAAUAAUCCAGAGAGAGUUACUGUCGAGACAGCAUUUGGGCCUGUAAUAGGAGGCCGGGCACAGAAUGGUUCCGCCAUUUUUUUGGAAAUCCCCUACGCGUUGCCUCCAGGGAGAUUUGAAGACCCUGUCGCACUCCCUUCAAAUUAUCGUUACGACAAAGACAGAGAAUAUAUAAGGGAGACUACAUAUGGUGUCCAACCACUAAACGACGGCCAAGCGGCAGAUAUGCCUUUUAAAGACAAAGUUGGAUAUGGAGAGCCUUCAGAAAAUCCACUCUUCUUGAACAUCGCCAUACCUCCUACUUUCCCAGAAGUCAGGAGAUUUCCGGUGAGGGUAUACAUACAUGGAGGUUUCCUGCAAUUUGGAUCACCUCACACACUCGGAUCUCAAGCUCAAUACAUCGCAGCAGAGCGUUCGGAGAUCUGGGUGAAUGUGGGAUACAGGCUUUCGGCGUUUGGCUUUAUAGCCUGUGACAAGCCAAAGCUCACCGGAAAUUAUGGCUUUAAAGAUCAAUGGGUGGCGCUAGAAUGGAUCAAAGCAAACAUCGAGGCUUUCGGAGGUAAUCCAAAUGAUAUUCAAAUAACCGGGCUAUCUGCAGGCGCACAUUCUGUGCAUCAGCUAUUGCACCAUGCGUCCUUGCUUCCGGAGGGAAAAAAAGCACCAUUUAAUUCGGCUGUUCUUCAGUCAAAUGCAAUGCUAACCGAUCCAAAGACACCCGAGGAGCUACGUCCGCAAUUCAUUGCCCUAUGUGAAGCUCUUGGUUUAGAUCCAGAAGCCCCCGACGUUCUAAACACCUUGAAGGACCCAAGCAAAAUUUCAUGGCAAUCAAUCACGAAGGUAAUUGAAACCGAUGCUAUAGGACACUUUGGUACAUUUCGAGGAUGUCUGUCGGAGGAUUGGAUAUCAGUCAAUCCAGGACCUAUGGAAUGGCAAAGGUGUGGGGGGCUCUCCCGGGGCCUCCGGACUCGGGGGGUGAGCAGCAUCGUCGUCGGAGAUCUCAUCGAAGAAUGGUAUCUCUACUCCAUCGCUCAUCCAAUCAAGCAUCCUGAAGAUAUAUUGCCCAACUUGGAACGGUAUAUGCCAACCGAUCUUGCACAGAAAUUGCUUGAAGUAUUCCCCAAGCUUCCACCGGAUGCCGGAGCAAAGGAUAGCGCGAAAUUAUAUGGAGAUAUAUUGAGUUGUACUCAGGUGCACCUUCCUGCGCGUUUGCUUGCUAAAGAUUUGGAAGCACAAGGGUAUCCGAUUAUGAGGUAUGAGAUUCGUUGGACACCGGAGAAGUAUCGACCAUUAGGGUACGUGACACAUGGAUGCGAUCGGCUUCUGUGGGCCUUGCGAAUCCCAAGUUUAGAGCCAGUAGAAGUCGAUGUCGCCAAGGAAUGGAUAGAAAAUGUUUCAAAGGAAGUGGAGGGGAUGAACGCAGGAGAAUCUUGCCACAAUAGCCGCCUCAUGCUGACACUGAAGGAAGACAAAAGUAUAGGUUGGACGACUGACGAGAAAUGGGAGGAUUUAAUGAAAUUGGAGCCAAUCUUGGAGUCGAGAAAGGGGAAAUUUGGGGUUGCGCCCUAUAAUCUGUAG